AGAUCUAGGCCUCUGCUCCAUCUCUCUCUUCUUUAUCACUAACUUCUGUGGAUCCUCGCGCUCUUUCUUCCCUCCUAGCACCCGAACUCAGAGAGCUGCGGCUGCUGCUUCUCUCAGGUAACAAACGCACGCCAUUUUUGCAGUUGCUUUUUAAGCCGUGUGUUGCCUCUUCCUUUGCUGUUAUUUGUAAUUUUGUAGCUGUUUUGCUUGCUAGGUUUUCGCAAUAUUGCAAUUCGUAGUUUAUUAUGUAUUCUAAGAUUAUUUCGUGUGCGUGGAGCUGGUUGAUUUGCUAAUGUUGUUAAAUCUCCUUGUUUCAUUCUCCGCGUUUUGAUAUGUUUGUUUUCCAAGGGUUGUUGAAUAAGAGCACAGUAGCUUCAGUCAGCACUUUCCUUUCUUUUUUUAGGGUCGUUUUCUUGUUUGUUAGCAACAGGAUUUUGUUUUUAAUAUCAGCUGGAUUGGAAUAUUAUUAUUAUCUUGAUGAAGAGAACUCAAUGACUUGUGUGAAAAAUUGUCAAACUAGAAAAAAGCUUGACCUGUGUGGAAAAAAAAAUCAAUUUUGAACAUGAUACCUAAUUAUGCUUAUCUAUUGUAUAUGGAUUUUUCCAGUGCAUGCAAUUGAAUAGGAUUAAGGAAGCAAAAUUAUCUUCUUUUAACUGGUCCUUGCUUGAAGGUUUUUUAAGAUGCUUGUAAUUUCACAGAAUUUCUUAAGCCUGUCAUAAGGCAUUUAUCGCAGCUGAUUUACCUGAAUUAUAGGCACUUCAACCCUGAUUCUCUGGGUAUGCUUGUUAUAAUGUCUGAGGUGUCUUGGCACAUAAUCAAUUCCACUAAAUCUGGUUUCUUGAACUUGUUCUUACAAAUGAAAUUUUCGUUCAACUAAGAGGUGGCUAGUUAGUUAUAAUCUUCGAUUGAAUUGCGAGUGGGCCAGACUUGUCAUUGGAUAAGAAGAGUACACAGAUUUUGGUGUGCAGUCCUCUAGUGAAUAGCUUGUUAUGGCAUCAGUGCAGAACAGGUUUCUGCAUCCACAACAAUCUCCCUCACCUCGGCGGAAAAGAUGGGCAGGUUGUUUGGUUGGACUGUCUUGUUUCCGCACACAAAAAGGUGGAAAGCGUAUUGUUCCUGCAUCACGCAUCCCUGAUGCCAGUUCUAUAUCAAAUCAGCCGAAUGGGCAUCAAGGUGGUGGAUUGGCCAAUCAGGCUACUGGUGUUGCUUUGUCUCUUUUAGCUCCACCAUCCUCACCGGCUUCAUUCUCGAAUUCUGGACUCCCAUCAACAGCUCAGUCGCCCAACUGCUUCUUGUCUGCUAAUUCACCCAGAGCUCCUUCAUCUAAUAUGUUCGUCACUGGUCCAUAUGCUCACGACACUCGACUGGUAUCUCCUCCUGUAUUCUCGACUUUUACAACUGAACCAUCAACAGCUCCUUUAACUCCUCCACCAGAGCUGGCACAUUUGACAACUCCAUCUUCACCAGAUGUGCCUUACGCGCAUUUCCUUUCAUCAUCUGCGAAAUUCAGAACCACUGAUAAGAACGGCUACCCUACUGCGAAUGAUCUUCAAUCAACAUAUUUACUCUAUCCAGGAAGUCCUGCAAGUACGCUGAGAUCCCCUGUUUCAAGAGCCUCUGGUGAUUGCUUAUCAUCAUCCUUUAAUGAAAGGGAGUUCCCUCCUCGGUGGGAACCCUCUAUUCCUUCAGAAGGGUCUCCGUAUGCAAAGUCCGACUCAGGCAUGUUUGUUGGUGCCCAGGCACCUAGAGCCUCCAAGUCACGUCAAGAUUCCAAUUUCUUCUGCCCCGAGACGUUUGCACAGUUCUACCUUGACCAUUCAUCCUUUUCUAAUUCUGGUGGUAGGCUAAGUAUUUCCAAGGAAUCUGAUACCUGUUCAAAUGGUGGAAAUGGAUACCAGAACCGUCAGAACAAAAUUUGCAAACCAGAUGCUGAGGAACUCGAAGCUUAUAGAGCAUCUUUUGGGUUCAGUGCAGAUGAAAUCAUCACCACAACUAAUUAUGCUGAGAUCUCUGAUGUGUCAGAAGACUCCUUUAGCAUAACACCUUUUGCUUUCAAUCAGCCUACUGAGGAGGAACGUAUUACAACUCCUCCCAGGAAAGAGGUAUUUGAAACCAAGAAGAGGGAAGAACAUUUUCCUUGCCCACAGCUCAGUAAAGUACGACUAAAUCGUUCUAGCAGCGUGCAUACUGGAGGCUCGUAUAAUCAUGUUGAAGAUGAAGUUCCACAGAGGCGACUAGGAGAUACUGCACGAAGCUUCCACAGUAACCACACUUCAAGCCACGGAAACAGCAUAUUCUCUAAGAUGGGUGCUCCCAGAAUCGGACGCAAGUAUCAGUUUGGCGCAUCAAAUUCCGAUGCAGAGAUUGAAUACAGGAGAGUAUCGAGCAUGAGAGAAGGGCGCUACCGGAGAGUGAGCUAAGAUUACUCUGGCUUCCCUGCCACUAGCAGCUAUGAGGAACUUUUGUUGGGUGUUCCUCGGUCCGACACCUGCGUGCAGGUGUCGUCUGUGGUAUAAUGAGCCUCCUAGUGAGGGUACAUUUCUCAUGAAAAUGCUGGGAAUGGAUCAACUGAGGAUGAGUUUAGAGCAAAGUGGAAGAUGAGACUGUUUUUGUAUGUAAAUGUUUAAACUUGUGCAUGGUUGUAAAAUGGAAGUAGUGGCUUUAAAUAUAACUGUUUGAUUGAUAUGUACAAAAUGUUUAUUCAGUGAUAUUCAGUUUAGUAAUAGUAUUCAAGAUUUCUAGUGGUUUCA
Salvia splendens (bonfire salvia) is the source of this 2750-nucleotide messenger RNA. RefSeq lists its product as uncharacterized. The record is from RefSeq and is a predicted model, not a curated record. The transcript has 3 exons. Lineage: Eukaryota; Viridiplantae; Streptophyta; Magnoliopsida; Lamiales; Lamiaceae. Bases 990 to 2420 code for a protein of 476 amino acids.